AUGGCUACUGCUCUUGAACAAAAGGCUAUCGAUACUAUCCGUGUGCUUGCUGCUGACAUUGUCCGCAAGUCCAACUCUGGUCAUCCUGGUGCUCCUAUGGGUUGCGCUCCUAUCGCUCACACUUUGUUCACCAAGUUCCUCAAUGCCAAUCCCAAGAAUCCCUACUUUAAGAACCGUGAUCGUUUCGUCCUCUCCAACGGUCAUGCUUGUGCUCUUCAAUACAUCGUCCUUCAUCUCUUGGGCUACAAUGUCACUAUGGAUGACUUGAAGAACUUCCGUCAAUUGGGCUCAAAGACACCUGGUCAUCCUGAACGUAUUGAUACUGAGGGUGUUGAGGUCACUACGGGUCCUCUAGGUCAAGGUAUCUCCAAUGCCGUUGGUUUGGCUGCUGCUGAAGCUCAACUCGCUGCCACUUACAACAAGCCUGGUUUCGAGAUCUUCAACAACUACACCUAUGUCAUUCUCGGUGAUGGUUGUCUUCAAGAAGGUGUUGCCUCCGAGGCCUGUUCUCUUGCUGGUCACUUGAAGCUUGGUAAGCUCAUUGCCUUCUAUGAUGACAACCACAUCACCAUCGAUGGUGACACUGCUGUCUCCUUCACUGAAGACGUCCUUAAGCGUUUCGAAGCUUACGACUGGCACGUCCAAACUGUUGGCAACGGUGAUAGCGACUAUGCUUCCAUCGAAGAGGCUAUCAAGGCCGCUCAAAAGGUCACUGAUAAGCCAUCUAUUAUCAAGGUUAGAACUACUAUUGGUUAUGGUUCCUUGAUGCAAGGUGAGGAGAAGGUUCACGGUGCUCCCCUCUCCAACGAUGAUAUCAAGCAAUUGAAGGAGAAGUUUGGUUUCAACCCUGAAGAAACCUUUGUUGUUGCUCAAGAUGUCUACGAUUUGUACCACAAGCGUGCCCAAGAAGGCGCUGAAUACGAAGAAAAGUGGAACCAACUCUUUGCUUCCUACAAGGAAAAGUACCCCAAGGAAGCUGCCGAGAUUGAACGUCGUUUCUCCAACGUUUUGCCUACUGGCUGGGAGAAGGUUCUUCCCCGCUUCACACCUUCUGACCCUGCUGUCGCUACUCGUAAGUUAUCUGAAGGUGUCUUGUCUGCCAUUGAGGCUGAACUCCCCGAACUCUUGGGUGGUUCUGCUGAUUUGACUGGCUCCAACUUGACUCGUUGGAAGAAUGCUGUUGAUUUCCAACCUGCUUCCAACGGUCUUGGUGAUUACUCGGGUCGUUACUUCCGUUACGGUAUCCGUGAACAUGCCAUGUUUGCCAUGAUGAACGGUAUGUCUGCUUAUGGCGGUAUUGUCCCUUACGGUGGUACCUUCUUGAACUUCUUGACCUACGGUUGGGGUGCUGCUCGUCUCGCUGCCUUGGGCCAUAUGCGUGUCAUCUUUGUCAUGACUCACGAUUCCAUUGGUCUCGGUGAGGAUGGACCUACCCAUCAACCUAUUGAGACUUUGGCCUUGACUCGUGCCACUCCCAACAUGCUCACUUUCCGUCCUGCUGAUGGUAAUGAGACCUCUGGUACUUACUUGGCCGCCAUCCAAAACCUCACUCGUCCCUCCGUCAUUGCUCUCUCUCGUCAAAACUUGCCUCAACUGGAAGGCUCUUCCAUCGAAGCCGUCCUCAAGGGUGCUUAUGUUCUCUCUUCUGACAAGAACCCUCAAAUCGUCUUUGUUGCUACUGGUUCUGAAGUCUCUAUCGCUGUUGAAGCUGCCAAGACUUUGAAGCACAAGAACAUUGCUGUUCAAGUUGUCUCAAUGCCUUGUUCUGAACUCUUUGAUGAACAAUCUGCUGAAUACAAGAAGGAGAUCUUCCCUCUCGGUGUUCCCGUUAUUGCCAUUGAAGCUCUUGGUACAUUCGGUUGGGAACGUUACUCUCACUGUCAAAUUGGUAUGCGCACUUUCGGUGCCUCUGGUCCUAUUGACAAGUUGUAUCCUCACUUUGACAUCACUGCUGAAAACGCUGUUGCCAAGGCAGAGUCUGUCAUUGCUCACUUUGCCAAGCUUGGUUACGUUCCUGAAGUCAAUGCUCAACUCUAA
Molecule: messenger RNA, 2037 nt
Organism: Mucor velutinosus
Lineage: Eukaryota; Fungi; Mucoromycota; Mucoromycetes; Mucorales; Mucoraceae
Exons: 4
Coding region: 1-2037 (678 amino acids)
Biological process (GO): pentose-phosphate shunt
Cellular component (GO): cytosol; nucleus
Molecular function (GO): transketolase activity
Source: RefSeq, a predicted model, not a curated record